Strongyloides ratti is the source of this 534-nucleotide messenger RNA. Its product is annotated as Phospholipase A2 domain-containing protein. The record is from RefSeq and is a predicted model, not a curated record. The transcript has 3 exons. NCBI's taxonomy places the organism in Eukaryota, Metazoa, Nematoda, Chromadorea, Rhabditida, Strongyloididae. Gene Ontology annotation, molecular function: A2-type glycerophospholipase activity. The coding region runs from base 1 to 534 and encodes 177 amino acids. Gene Ontology annotation, biological process: arachidonate secretion; phospholipid metabolic process.
AUGAUUAUUUGGAAUUCAAUUAUAUGUAUAUAUAUUGCUUUAUGUCUAUUAGAAGGAAAAGUUACAUUUGAACGUUAUAAAAAAAAUAAUACAGAAGAAAUAAAUACUGGGGAUGAAGUGAUGCCUGAGACUAUUAAUUAUAUGUGUGGUACAGGAGUAAUUAGUGCUUGGAUUUCUAAAACUAUUGCAAAACCAUGCGGAACAUCAAUGUUAAAUAAUUGUUGUUUAGAUCAUGAUGUUUGUUAUGAUGAUUUAAGUACAGAUCAAAAAAAGUGUGAUGAUAACUUUUGUGAUUGUAUUUGGAAAAGUUACUCAAAUUCUAAAUACUGUGCAAGAUGGCUUUCUUUAACACAUUGUACAACUGUCAAAGUUUUAGGUUACUUUCCUUUAAUUGCUGCUCGUAAAAUUAACACUAGAGAACAAUUCAUUGAAGGAAUUAGUGAUUUUAAAACAACUGGAAAAACUUAUUUAAGUGAAAGUGGAAAUAUCAACUUUACAAAACGAGAAUAUCUUGUAAAAUUAGAUGAACCUUAA